Messenger RNA from Polyodon spathula (Mississippi paddlefish), 2101 nucleotides. Its product is annotated as CCR4-NOT transcription complex subunit 1-like. The annotation marks the transcript as partial. The transcript has 8 exons. Gene Ontology annotation, cellular component: CCR4-NOT core complex; P-body. NCBI's taxonomy places the organism in Eukaryota, Metazoa, Chordata, Actinopteri, Acipenseriformes, Polyodontidae. Gene Ontology annotation, biological process: nuclear-transcribed mRNA catabolic process, deadenylation-dependent decay. Gene Ontology annotation, molecular function: molecular adaptor activity. The record is from RefSeq and is a predicted model, not a curated record.
UCUCGCAGCAACACUUUCCAUAUCCUGCGGCCCACCAAAGCUCCUGGGUUUGUGUACGCCUGGCUGGAGCUGAUCUCUCAUCGCAUAUUUAUUGCUAGGAUGCUGGCACAUACACCCCAACAGAAGGGCUGGCCCAUGUAUGCUCAACUGCUGAUUGACCUGUUCAAGUACCUGGGUCCCUUCUUAAGGAAUGUUGAGCUCAACAAACCUAUGCAAAUUCUCUACAAGGGCACUCUGCGUGUUUUGCUGGUCCUCCUCCAUGACUUCCCAGAGUUCCUGUGUGAUUACCAUUAUGGCUUCUGUGAUGUUAUCCCGCCCAACUGUAUCCAACUACGGAACCUGAUUCUCAGUGCCUUCCCACGCAACAUGAGGCUUCCAGAUCCAUUUACUCCUAACCUAAAGGUGGACAUGUUGAGUGAAAUCAAUAUUGCUCCUCGUAUUCUCACUAAUUUUACUGGAGUGAUGCCACCACAGUUUAAGAAGGAUUUGGACUCCUACCUGAAGACUCGUUCUCCUGUCACGUUCUUGUCCGAGCUCCGCAGCAACCUGCAGGUUUCUAAUGAGGCAGGGAAUCGUUAUAACAUUCAGCUUAUCAACGCGCUGGUGCUCUAUGUUGGAACCCAAGCGAUUGCUCACAUCCACAACAAGGGUAGUACACCAUCCAUGAGCACCAUCACACACUCUGCUCAUAUGGACAUCUUUCAGAACCUGGCUGUGGACCUCGAUACUGAAGGCCGCUACCUGUUUCUGAAUGCAAUUGCCAAUCAGCUGCGUUACCCAAACAGUCACACUCACUACUUCAGUUGCACAAUGCUCUAUCUGUUUGCUGAGGCAAACACCGAGGCUAUACAGGAGCAGAUAACCAGGGUUCUGCUGGAGAGGUUGAUUGUGAACAGACCUCAUCCAUGGGGUUUACUUAUCACUUUCAUAGAGUUGAUUAAAAACCCAGCCUUCAAGUUCUGGAACCAUGACUUUGUCCACUGUGCACCAGAGAUUGAAAAGUUGUUCCAGUCAGUGGCCCAGUGCUGCAUGGGGCAAAAGCAGGCACAGCAAGUGAUGGAAGGCACUAGUGCUAGUUAGACAGUCGGUCACUGCAGCCAGUAGUAUAUGGGGAAAACCUCCCUCAAUUUCCACUCUCAACCUGACACCGUUGGCUCUUCCAAACUGCCACAACAGUCUGCAUGGGGACAGACCUAGGACAUCCUUUUAAAGAAGUUACCUUCUUGUGGACUAUUUCAUUUUGAUUUGUGACUUUUGGCCAAAAACUCUGAAGAAAAAACUAAAACUGAACUUAAAAAAAAAAAAAAAAGAAAAAGAAAAAAAAAAAAAAAAAUUUAAAGAGAUGCUGUGAAUAUAAUUUUGAACUUUUAAUGUAAAUAGGGAGUGCAAUCUUUCAAAACUGGACAAAAACUGCAGAUAGUGUUUAAAAUAAAUUGAAGUUUGGUACCAGGAUCCACUUCAAAAAAGGGCAGCUGCUGAUGCUAAAUUCUGUCUGGGAUACAAAUCCAUCCCUUUUUUUUUCUGCCCUGGUCUCCCCAAUUUUGAUCUUUUUGUUUUCCAUUUUCUUCAUAAUGCCAGAUCUAUUAUUUCUGUUACACUGAAGGAUUACAAAAUUAAUUUAACUUGUGUUCAGAAAGGCUCUUACAGGAGUGGGAAAGUAUAGCAGUCCACUUAAAGAUGUGUUGUGUUUUUGGUUUUUUUUAACAUUUUGGAAAAAUUUAAAUUUAUUAAAGGGGACAGGGAAAAAGCAGCCAAUUUUAAUCCUGAAACACAGGCUUAUCCAGACUUGGUGUGAGGUGAAACGGGAGAGUUGUGUAAUUUAAACAUGGGAUUAGAGGUUCUCCCUGAUGCUUGUAAAAUUGUGGAAUACAGAAAUGCCAGCUUGUUGGUAAAGAAAUCUGUUAAGUUUGUAUAAAGAUCAAAAAAGAAAGGACCAAUACAGCCCAUUUUGUAAGGAUUUUGAAUGUUUUGUAAAUGUAUUGGUCCCUGUGUUGUAUUUUGUAGUACUUUAUAGUUUUGCCUUUUAGUUUUGCCUUUAGUUCUGCCACUUAUUGUAUGUAUGCAUACUGUAGUUACGCAUUAAAAGUCAUGAGAUGCAGCA